This is a messenger RNA of Nelumbo nucifera (sacred lotus), 2545 nucleotides long. RefSeq names its product calcium-dependent protein kinase 26-like. NCBI's taxonomy places the organism in Eukaryota, Viridiplantae, Streptophyta, Magnoliopsida, Proteales, Nelumbonaceae. Gene Ontology annotation, biological process: protein phosphorylation. Gene Ontology annotation, molecular function: protein kinase activity; ATP binding. The record is from RefSeq and is a predicted model, not a curated record.
UCCGAAAGUUGAAACUCGAAAGAGAGAAUUCUUCCAACAAACGGCCAUAUACGCAAAGUGCUUUCGCACCAUCGCAGAAAUUGUGAGAACCCAUAGAUGGUCUCUCGGGCUUGGCCGGAGCUCCAGCAGACCUCUUCUAUAGUGGUUCUCCCUCUCUCAGUUCUUCCUAUCUCCGGGUGACCACCAUGCACCGGUUGAAAAAAGCGUCCAGCUAUUUUAGGGUUUUGGGCUUUGGCUAUUGAGAUAUUUUAUCUUCUAGAAUCUCCUGUCCAUGUUGGUCGUCUUCCUCCCCAUGUGCAUCUUUGUCAAGCAUCAACUACUUAUGGGAAACUCCUUUCAAUUUUUCUGACCUGGAGUACACGUUUGGGAGAUGGACAGAAUUAGCUUCCCCGUUCUCUUGAGCAACAAAAAAGAGAGAGGAAAAGAGUAACUUAUAGCAACAGAACAGGAAUUGGGCUUUCGGCCGGUUCUUCGGAUAGGGUUCUCAGAGUUUGAUACAACUGUUGCCAUGAGCAGCAGAAACUCAACAUUAACGCAAUCCUGCAACUGUUAUAAAGUUGCAAGCUUGACUGAGACCAUCUUGGACACAAACCAAACCUCAACUUUGGAAGAUCGAUAUGUUUUGGGAGAACAAUUGGGAUGGGGCCAGUUUGGUGUCAUCAGGACAUGUUCAGAUAAGUUGACUGGAGAGGUAUUGGCAUGCAAGUCCAUUGCCAAGGAAAGAUUGGUCACACAGGAUGAUGUUCGCAGUGUCAAGCUUGAGAUUGAGAUAAUGACUCGGUUAUCUGGGCACCCAAAUGUUGUGGAUAUCAAGGCAGUUUAUGAGGAGGAAGAUUAUGUGCAUUUAGUUAUGGAGCUUUGUGCUGGUGGAGAGCUUUUUCACCGGUUAGAGAAGCAUGGGAGGUUUUCUGAGUCCGAGGCUCAAGCCCUUUUCAGUCAUUUGAUGCAAGUUGUGAUGUAUUGCCAUGACAAGGGCAUUGUUCAUAGAGAUCUAAAGCCAGAGAACAUUCUCUUGGCUACAAGGGCCUCCUCCUCCCCAAUUAAGUUGGCAGAUUUCGGUCUUGCUACCUACAUCGAACCAGGGCAGAGUCUGCAUGGUACUGUAGGAAGCCCAUUUUAUAUAGCUCCUGAGGUACUGACAGGGGGCUACAACCAGGCUGCUGAUGUGUGGAGUGCAGGGGUCAUCCUUUAUAUUCUUCUAAGUGGAAUGCCACCGUUUUGGGGGAAGACAAAAUCAAGGAUCUUUGAAGCUGUUAGGGCAGCUGAUCUACGGUUUCCAUCUGAACCUUGGGAUCGUAUAUCUGCAUCCGCCAAGGACUUGAUCUCCGGAAUGCUUUGUACAGAUCCUGCAAAAAGGCUGACUGCUGCACAGGUCCUAGAUCACUCUUGGAUAAAAGAUUGUUGGCAAGUGAAUGAAGAACCAAAUGAACAUGACAGUGUGCAAUUGGACCUGGGUAGCAGCUCUUUCUCUAUCCCAUUAAUUGCUAGGAAUAUGGAUUUCAGCUUUAGUUCCCCUAUUUCUGGCAACACCCAACCAGGAUAUUCUCCUGCAUUCACAUGUAGAUCAUCAUUCUCAUCUUUCUUGGUCGACCCCACCACCCCUUGCUUGGUAUCUGGUGGUUUUUCUUUCAGCAGCUGUUGUGAAUCAAGUAGUCUGGAAUUCUCUUCCCCAGUUCCCUCAAUGCCAAGCUUUGCAUUCUUUAGCCCAAGUCCCGUGACUGAGCAAAGGAGUAAUAACUCAUUGGAUUUCAUGGCAAAUGUUUCUGGAGUUCAGGCAGUCCAGAGUGAGACGAGUGUUGGAGAGCUCAUUCUUUUGUCAGAUUCUACUGUUUGCCUUGGGCAAGAGGGAGGACAAACAGCACAUAAUAAGGUAGUUGAUGUGCGAAGAGGUGGAGUGACACCCACAUCUAGAGUAUUUGGCAUCCAUAGCAAGAGAAAUCAUACGAUUGGACUUGGGGAGCUUGAACAGCUUGAUCUCAUGGUGACCGAGUCAGUCAUCCGCUGGGCAUCAUGCACGCAUCUCCCAACUGCUCCAUCUCUUAGGUCCUCCCUUGUAUGUUGAUGCUUGUAACAGUGGAUUGUAGAGAAUGAACAGCAGACUCGGGUCAGGACUUGGACAACAAAGUUGGUGUAUCCAGUUAAAAAAUUUGGCAUAUGUGACGUGUUUAACUGUCUACCAUAUAAUCGAGUCUGAAUGGGCUUUACCCAAAAAAAAAAGGCUGAAAUCUGGUGCUUGAGCCAGAUCUAGCUAGGCUUUGAGUGGGGUUGUGUGAUGAAUGGUGGUGCUUUUCUAAUCUGAGUAGCUGUUAGUUCUUACUGCUAGGUGCUAGCAUAGCCAAGUAGCAAGUUGGGCCAAUGGGGUUGUACCACGUGUGUAUUAAAUCCAUUUGAGCUUGAAAGCUCCAAGUUUUAGUGUUCAUGUCAUGUUUGAUAGAAAAUCUCUCUCUCUCUCAACCAUUGGAUGUCAAAUUGGAAUUGGUUUCUUGAACCCUGUAAUCCAAUUGAAGGCGUUCUGUAAGAUGUUUUGUAGUCUGUUUGCUGCUUA